Didymosphaeria variabile is the source of this 702-nucleotide messenger RNA. RefSeq lists its product as uncharacterized. The record is from RefSeq and is a predicted model, not a curated record. Gene Ontology annotation, molecular function: oxidoreductase activity. Lineage: Eukaryota; Fungi; Ascomycota; Dothideomycetes; Pleosporales; Didymosphaeriaceae. The transcript has 3 exons. The coding region runs from base 1 to 702 and encodes 233 amino acids. Gene Ontology annotation, cellular component: cytosol.
AUGUCCCUCAGGAACCAGAACGUCCUCAUCACCGGCGCCAGCAUCGGUAUCGGCGCGGCCAUUGCGCACCGCCUCGCACAGGAAGGCGCGAAUCUGAUCCUCUUCUCCCGGACCGAGUCCAAAUUGAAGUACCUAUCGCAAGACAUUCAGUCCAACAUCGGCGCCAACACUAUCAGGAUCUUUACUACAGCCGUGGAUGUUUCCAAUCAGGUGGAAGUGACCAAGGCCAUCAGCAACGUGGUGAAGCAGAGCGGGCCCAUUGACAUACUCAUCAACAACGCUGGCCUCGCACUUGGAGCACCGGCCGCAUUUCAGGAUUUAAGUAUUGAAGAUGUGGUUGCAAUGACAGGAACGAAUGUUAAUGGGGCAAGUCUCCCAGGCACAAACAAACGCUUUCAGGAGGGCUUCACUGACGCUCUUCGGACAGAGUUAGGAGGGACCAACAUUAAGGUUCUUGCUUUGCGGCCGGGUGUUGUGGCCACACAUUUCCAUGAGCAGAGAGUGGGUUUUGACAAAGAUGCUUACAAUGGUUUUAUGGAAGGCUUCGAACCACUGCUUGCAGAGGACGUUGCCGAAGCUGCGGCGUGGAUGUUGAGUGGGGAGGAAAGAAUCAGUGUGAAAGCGUUAGAUGUUGUGCCAAGUGCACAGAGGAGUUUGUCUGUAUUUGAUCGAAAGUGGAAUGGGCGAAAUGGGAAAGAAUAA